AUAGCAUUUUUCUUCUUUUUUUCUUCUUGUGUAUAUUUCUGCUUCUCCCACUAAAUUCCCUAUCUGAGAUUUCAACCUUGUUAAUUUAAUUGAAAAUUCGACCCAAAUUAACAAGUCAAAUUAAUNUGCANAAUUCGAAGGNUCCAAGAUAUGAUUGAAAAUAACUGUAAUCACCCACUACUCCCAUUUCUCGUCCAACUCACUNAAAACCAACUUCNCCACUCUCUCGAUCUACAUCUAUAUAUAAGAAACCCUUUUUUCCACAUUUCCUACUACACCAAAGUGUGCUAUUUCUACCACAAACUUCUGCAUUCACUCUCCUCUUGCCUCAUACUUUCAAUGGCUUCUUCUUCUUCCACUUCCCUAUUAGUGCUUCUCUUUGCNAUUUUUUCCACUCUUACAUGUUGCUCUGUGGCUUCCAAUGAAUUCCAAGUUGGUGACUCAAAUGGGUGGGUUGUUCCUCCCCAAAAUGACACCAACUUCUACAAUGAAUGGGCUUCCCACAACAGGUUCCACGCUGGUGACACCCUCUGGUUUAAGUACAAGAAGGAUUCAGUGAUGGAGGUGGAUGAGGGGGAUUACACACACUGCAAUGCCACACACCCCAAACUCUUCUCUAACAGUGGCAACACCAAGUUGAAGCUNGGCCACCCAGGGACCUUCUACUUCAUGAGCGGUGCUUCAGGGCACUGUGAGGUGGGACAGAAGAUGAUUGUGAGGGUCAUGGUGGAUGAGUCUCUUCCUCAACAUGCCAAGUCUUCUGGUUACCAUAUUGCAAUUUCUCCAACUGGGCUGUCUCAAGUGCUCUUCUUUCAGUUUCUUUUGGCAUCUUUCUUAGGUAGUUUAAGUAAUUAGGAAAAUUCAAUAGCUAUGUUUGGUAUGGAAUGUGUAAUGUGUUCUUGUUCAUAUGCUUUUAUAUAGUUAAGGUUUUGCAUUGAUUUCAAAAACUGUUUGUAAAUGAUACAAUUUCUUGCUAUUG
Molecule: messenger RNA, 979 nt
Organism: Vigna radiata var. radiata (mung bean)
Lineage: Eukaryota; Viridiplantae; Streptophyta; Magnoliopsida; Fabales; Fabaceae
Product: early nodulin-like protein 3
Exons: 2
Coding region: 151-855 (234 amino acids)
Cellular component (GO): plasma membrane
Molecular function (GO): electron transfer activity
Source: RefSeq, a predicted model, not a curated record